CGUAUUGCCAUGGAUUCAGUCGUCAGCCUCACGAAACCGGAUUGAACUUCGCGCUUGCGCUCGUGCCCUUACGGCUCUUGCUCUUCUUUUCAGUUUCUUCGCAGAAAAGUGUCACGGGGACCGUAUCGAUACCGAUCGUUUCCGCGUACGAAAAACCGAUCCGGUGACCGGGGCGAGAAGGAAGUUCGUGAUCGUAACGCGUGCGUAUGAUCGCCGAUAGGAUGUGUCGCGGAUGCAAGAACAAAUAACAUCCGGUUUUUUGGUCGUUCAAAAUUUAAACCGAAUCACCGCGUCGACGCUGUUCGCCGUUCGUUACACCGAACGACGGUUUACUUUUCGAAAAAAAAACGAAGCGACAACUGGGAACAACGUUCGUCGGUUCGCAUCGUAACGUUUUAGGAUGAGCAAACCGAACGGCAAAGGAGAUGCAAAUGAAGAUAAUAGAACCGGGGCAUACGUGAAUCACGCCUUGAACGUAUCUGGAGAUAGCAUACACCAUAGUAAUUCGAACAGUUCUCCGAUACUACGUGAUUCGUAUGAGAAUCACCAGGGAAUACAGGGUUCUUCGGAUUUUAUAUUGGUGGAGGACUCGGGGGAUGACGUGAUCCAGCAGGAGCAUAGCCUUCUGGAUUCGGUGUUCCAAUACACAAGGCGACGCGUUAGGUCGGCUUGCACCAAGAAAACUGUUUACAAGAGACUGCCGGUAUUACGAUGGCUGCCCAGAUACAGUGGACACGAUGCACUGGGCGAUCUUGUAGCUGGCGUUACGGUCGGUCUCACGGUUAUUCCCCAAUCUUUAGCAUACGCUAACGUAGCAGGUCUACCACCACAGUACGGAUUAUACGGUAGCUUCAUAGGUUGUUUUAUUUAUGUUAUAUUUGGAUCCUGCAAAGACACGCCAUUAGGACCUACUGCCAUUAUUUCUUUACUCACUUAUCAAACGGUUUCCCACCUUGAUGAACCUGUGCACCACGCGGUACUUCUCUGCUUUCUGGCUGGAGUGAUAGAAUUACUAAUGGGUAUAUUUGGCCUUGGAUUUUUGAUCGAUUUUGUGUCUGGACCUGUCAGUUCAGGCUUUACGUCGGCGGUAGCUUUAAUAAUUGUUACUUCACAAAUAAAAGAUGUUCUUGGUAUUCCUGCCAGAGGAUCACAAUUUCUUGAGAUGUGGAAAAAUCUGGCUGGACAGUUACACAAAACUUCAGCUUGGGAUGCUGCGCUUGGAGCAACUUGUAUAGCACUUCUUUUGCUUCUCAGGCUUCUAUCGUCUUACAGUAUUGGCCCCAAAGAUGAAGAAUUACAAACAUCUAAAUAUCAUAUUAUAAAUAAAAUCAUUUGGUUAAUUGGUACAUCACGGAACGCGUUUCUGGUGAUACUUUGCGGUCUUUUGGGAUAUAGUUUAAGCGAAGAAUCUCCCUUCAAAUUGGUUGGAUACAUACCAGGAGGUCUGCCAACUGUACAAUUACCAACAUUUAGUUACAUGAAAAAUGAUAAUACAACCGCGACAUUUGUUGACAUGGUUUCAAAUUUGGGGAGUGGUAUUCUUGUUUUACCACUUAUCUCAUUAAUGGAGGACAUUGCUAUUUGCAAAGCUUUCUCAACUGGAAAAUCAGUCGAUGCGACGCAAGAAUUAAUAGCGAUCGGAAUAUCAAACAUCGGUAAUUCCUUUGUUCAAGCAUUUCCCGGUACAGGAUCUCUUAGUAGAAGUGCUGUGAAUAAUGCUUCUGGAGUUAGAACGCCGAUGGGUGGUGUUUAUACUGGUGUUCUAGUAAUAUUAGCCCUCCUUUUUCUCACGCCAUACUUCAGCUAUAUACCAAGAGCCACAUUAGCAGCAAUAAUCAUAGCUGCUGUAAUAUUUAUGGUCGAAGUUAAAGUCGUGAAACCAAUGUGGAGAACGAAAAAAUCGGAUUUGAUCCCUGGAUUGGGAACUUUCAUCGCGUGCUUAUUAUUAAAACUGGAAAUUGGAAUUCUAUGUGGUAUUGGAAUAAAUAUUAUAUUUAUUCUCUAUCAUGCAGCGCGGCCAAAAAUAUCUGCAGAAAAACUUACCACUCGACACGGUAUUCAAUAUCUAAUGCUGACGCCAGAUCGAUGUUUAAUUUUUCCAUCGGUAGAUUACGUACGAAAUUUAGUAACAAAAUACAGCAGACGAACUGGAAGCGUGGCUACCCCAGUCGUGAUCGACUGUUCGCAUAUUUACGGGGCAGACUUCACCGCAGCCACAGUAAUCGAAACUUUAAUAAAAGAUUUUGCUUCGAGGGGGCAACCACUUUUUUUCUACAAUUUAAAGCCCUCUGUUCAUGCUGUUUUUGAGAGUGUUGCAUCAACUGACUUUGUUGUGUACAAUAGCCAGGAAAAGCUGGACAAUCUUCUGAGAGAAAGAGGAUACUUGAAACAAACUAAAUAGAAUAUGUUAUUUAUAUGUAUAUGUUUAUUUACUUGUUAUUAACUGAAUUACCACAAUAUCUUGCACUAGUGGUAUGACGCCCCAUAGAAAGUUGUUAAACAACGUCUUUCUCAAUUUUUGAGCCUUUGAUUACAGAGGUAUGCGAGUUAUAAAAUAUUUCUACAUUAUCAACUUAACUUUACAUUGAUUUUCAACGAAUUAGGUCCAGUUUCGUUGUAUUUUGUACUUAAAGAUAUAUUACAAUCAAUGUAAUAAAUA
This is a messenger RNA of Colletes gigas, 2659 nucleotides long. RefSeq names its product sodium-independent sulfate anion transporter (gene Esp). Gene Ontology annotation, cellular component: membrane. The coding region runs from base 401 to 2401 and encodes 666 amino acids. The record is from RefSeq and is a predicted model, not a curated record. Gene Ontology annotation, molecular function: sulfate transmembrane transporter activity. Gene Ontology annotation, biological process: transmembrane transport. The transcript has 11 exons. Lineage: Eukaryota; Metazoa; Arthropoda; Insecta; Hymenoptera; Colletidae.